Photinus pyralis (common eastern firefly) is the source of this 1225-nucleotide messenger RNA. Its product is annotated as alanine aminotransferase 2-like. The transcript has 5 exons. Gene Ontology annotation, biological process: biosynthetic process. The record is from RefSeq and is a predicted model, not a curated record. Bases 1 to 1113 code for a protein of 370 amino acids. Gene Ontology annotation, molecular function: L-alanine:2-oxoglutarate transaminase activity; pyridoxal phosphate binding. Lineage: Eukaryota; Metazoa; Arthropoda; Insecta; Coleoptera; Lampyridae.
AUGCAAGAGCUGCGAUCCGCACAAGAAAGAAAAAUUAAUUAUCUGAGUUUUACUAUUGAUAAUGAGAAACAAUUUCGCCAAUUCUCAUUUGUUUUUUUAGGAGCGAGCGACGGAAUUAAAAACUUUCUAAAACUAUUCAUCUGCACUGUUAACGGAAAACCACCCGGCGUAAUGAUUCCAAUUCCCCAGUACCCGUUAUACUCUGCAUCGCUAGCGGAAAUGGGCAUAACUCAAAUCGGCUACUACUUGAACGAGGCGAAAAACUGGGCGUUAGACGGGGCCGAAUUAGAAAGGGCGCUAGAGGAAAACAAGAAAUGUUGCAUUCCGAAAUGUAUAGUCGUAAUUAAUCCAGGUAACCCCACCGGCCAGGUUUUGACCAAGGAGAACAUACAGGAAAUUAUUAAAUUCGCGCACAAACACUCGCUAUUUAUUCUUGCCGACGAGGUAUAUCAGCACAACGUCUACGCGGAGGGUUCCGAAUUCUUUUCCUUCAAGAAGGUAUUAAUGGAAAUGGGCGAACCGUACUCUUCGAUGGAAUUGGUCAGUUUUAUGUCCUGCUCAAAGGGUUACAUGGGCGAGUGUGGUUUGCGCGGUGGUUACGCCGAAGUGAUCAACAUGUGCCCGCAAGUUAAAGUGAACUACUUGAAAUCGGUUAGCGCAAUGUUGUGCUCGACGGUUAUCGGCCAGGCUUGUAUGGAUACGGUCGUAAAUCCACCGAGAAAAGGAGAGCCCAGUUACGAAAUGUACAUGAAGGAAAGACAAGCAGUAUUAGACUCAUUGAAUAUUCGCGCGAAGAUGGUCGUCGAUGCCUUCAACUCAUUCGAGGGUUUCAGCUGUAAUCCCGUGCAGGGUGCAAUGUACGCGUUUCCAAGAAUCACGCUACCACCGAAGGCGAUCGAAGCCGCGAAGAAAGCCAAUCAACAUCCCGACGUAUUUUACGCCUUCCAGCUGCUCGAAAGGACGGGAAUAUGCAUAGUGCCGGGAUCGGGCUUCGGCCAGCAACCGGGAACAUUCCAUUUCCGUACGACCAUUUUGCCACAACCCGAAAAAUUAAAAGCGAUGUUGGAGAAAUUCAGAAACUUUCAUUUAGAAUUUGUCGAAGAAUAUAAAUAAAAUAACGGAUUUUUUUUUACUUUUUUAAAUAAUUAUUUGUAAAUUUGCCAUUAAGUAUAAGGUUGUGCUUAAUAGUCGUUUAUGUAUGACAAUAAAUAUCUAUUGUAUCGUU